This is a messenger RNA of Vigna angularis (adzuki bean), 1474 nucleotides long. Its product is annotated as strigolactone esterase RMS3. The transcript is spliced from 2 exons. The coding region runs from base 146 to 946 and encodes 266 amino acids. NCBI's taxonomy places the organism in Eukaryota, Viridiplantae, Streptophyta, Magnoliopsida, Fabales, Fabaceae. The record is from RefSeq and is a predicted model, not a curated record.
ACAAAAUAUAAAAUUAAACAACCACCUUCGAUUCAACUGUUUCAAACCCCAAAGGCCACGCGCUCUCUUUCUCUCACACACAAACCAAACCCACUCCACUUGUGUGUCGUGUGUGUGAGUGUUCCUCUCUCUGAACAAAUUCGGUAUGGGGAGUUCCAUUCUGGACGCACUCAACGUGCGCGUUGAGGGCACCGGCGACAAGUACCUGGUCCUGGCACACGGCUUCGGCACAGACCAGUCGGCGUGGCAGCGCGUGCUUCCCUACUUCACGCGCCACUACAGCGUCAUUCUCUACGACCUGGUGUGCGCCGGCAGCGUCAACCCAGACCACUUCGACUACCGCCGCUACACCACCCUCGACGCCUACGUCGACGACCUCCUCAACAUCCUCGAGGCCCUCCGCGUCCCCCGCUGCGCCUACGUCGGCCACUCCAUCUCUGCCAUGAUCGGCAUGCUAGCCUCCAUCCGCCGUCCCGACCUCUUCUCCAAACUCAUCCUCAUCGGCGCCUCCCCCAGAUUUCUGAACGACAAGGACUACCAUGGGGGAUUCGAGCAGGGAGAGAUCGAGCAGGUGUUCUCGGCAAUGGAGGCCAACUACGAGGCGUGGGUGAACGGUUUCGCGCCACUGGCGGUGGGGGCGGACGUGCCGACGGCUGUGAGGGAGUUUUCUCGGACGCUGUUCAACAUGCGACCGGACAUCUCGCUGUUCGUGUCGCGCACGGUUUUCAACAGCGACCUGAGGGGGAUUCUUGGUCUGGUUUGCGUGCCCUGCUGCAUCAUGCAAACGGCACGUGACAUGUCCGUGCCUGAAACCGUGGCCAAAUACAUGAAGGAGCACAUCGGCGGGAAAAGCACCAUCCAAUGGCUGGACACGGAGGGUCACCUCCCGCAUCUCAGCGCUCCCUCCUACCUGGCUCGGCAGUUGGAGAUCGCGCUGUCGCAGUAGCGCGUUGAGUGGCGGCGCGUGAUAGUUCAUUAAUUAAAUGAUUAAGUGUUGCAGUAGUAUUAGUGUUAGUAUUAUUAGCAGUAGAAGGGUAGGGUAGAAGCUACUACGAAGGGUACUAGAAGAAAUGUACGAAAGGCUCCGAAAGUGGACACGUGGCGAAUAACGUGUGGGUGUUUGCUUCUUGGACUUUCGGAUUUUUAUUUUAGGAUAAGAAUCUGCACGUGGAUUUCACGUGAUGCGUCCCCAGUUUUAGUAGUAUCUCUCUAUCAACGUAAUUAUUAUUAUUAAACUAAAACAUUCUCUUUAUUUUUUACUAAAAUUUAUUAAAUCUCAAUUAAAUUUUGAGAUUUUUAUUAAAUUUUAGUGGCGGAUAAAGAGAGCGAUUUUAGUUUUUUUUUAUCGCUUUUUGUAGUUCUUUCCUAUUUUUCGAGAGAAAAAGAAUAGCAGAAAUGAGAGAGACCUGUCUGUUAGUGUGAUUGUAGUUUUUAUUAUUAAUAUUAUUACGAUUGCAGUUGGUUGUUGUUGCUA